This is a messenger RNA of Malus domestica (apple), 1043 nucleotides long. Its product is annotated as G-box-binding factor 1. Gene Ontology annotation, biological process: regulation of DNA-templated transcription. NCBI's taxonomy places the organism in Eukaryota, Viridiplantae, Streptophyta, Magnoliopsida, Rosales, Rosaceae. Gene Ontology annotation, cellular component: nucleus. Gene Ontology annotation, molecular function: DNA-binding transcription factor activity; sequence-specific DNA binding. The record is from RefSeq and is a predicted model, not a curated record.
AACAAAUCCCACACUCACUACACUCUCUCGUUUGGCGCCACAACUAAAACAGCCACAGUCUUUUAGUUAUUGGAGUUCAUAACCAGCAGGAUUGCAAUACCUUCCAAACAAAUGGGAACUAAGGAAAGCAGUGCACCUUCAACUCAGGUUGUGGCAUUCGAAAUGCAAAAGAAAGAAGAACUGAUUCUCGAUGAGUACACGGAGUCAUUGACAAUAUACGAGGGGGGCUCAGUAGGUACGGAUUUCGUAGGUAAAAGAGUUGCUGAAGGCAAAAAGACAACUUGUAUUUCUGGAAAUAAUUGUGAUGGUGCUUCUCAAAGAGGUGAGGACUCAUCAGACAAGAGCGGUGGAACUAGCCGAGAAGAUUAUGAACAGAGAAUGGAAAGAAGAAGACUGGCUAACAGGGAAGCUGCUAGGAGGUCAAGAAUACGCAGACAGGAGUUGGUACCGCGGCUGAAAGAUGUUUUAGCAAACAUUCCAAGCUCUGUUACUCUUCUUUUCUCAUGCGUUGAUUGUAAUCAAGAAUGUGAGAAACUACAAGCAACCGCAGAGAUUCUUGAGAGCGAGAUUGCCCAGAUCCCACGCGAUAUAUGGAGGCUUUCUGAGCAAAUUGAGAAACUCAGGGAAGAAAACGACAGCAUAUUUGAUGAGCUAGAGAAGAAGUAUGGUGCAGAUGCAGUUUCUGAUCUGAGAGCUGUGAAGGACUCUUUGGAAGGUAAAGGCAAAGACACUGACCCAAAGACGCCGAGCAGAGACAGCUGAAGUCCUGAUCCUCCAUCACUCAGUUCGGGCCUGUAAUCACUCUGCUGUUGUUUCAUGUAGUUGAAAGCUCCAGAAAAAUUCCUACUUGUGGAUAAAGAAGUAGCACCAGUGUUUUUAAGUUCCCGCCUGAGCGCUGGGUGGCUUGGCACCACUGUGAUUAGUCCUAGGCGUUUAAAAGAAUAAGAAAGGACGCCUAGACCUAAUUAGGCGAGAUGGGUAGUUUUGUAACUUUUUUGCUUUAUUUUUUUUUAUUUAACAAAAUGUCUUAGGACGCAACUUUC